Messenger RNA from Anopheles coustani, 667 nucleotides. RefSeq lists its product as uncharacterized. NCBI's taxonomy places the organism in Eukaryota, Metazoa, Arthropoda, Insecta, Diptera, Culicidae. The coding region runs from base 20 to 667 and encodes 215 amino acids. The transcript has 4 exons. The record is from RefSeq and is a predicted model, not a curated record.
ACGAGCGGAAUUCCAAUCGAUGUCGUCACCGGUGUCGAUCAUCUUCGAUUCGGAAAUGAAAGCAAUUUAUUUGCUGUCGAUUGGAUUGAUUUAUUUCUGCACGGCAACGUCCGGCCUUGAGGAACCCAACACGACCCUGGCGCCGGUCGAAAAUUACAAAACCAAUCCGUACUGCUUCCGGUUUACCUGGAUGGGCCCGAAGUACAACAAGGAUACGCCGUACAAAAACCUCAGCUGCGAGAACGUCCUAAAGAAGGCGAAGGGUGUCCCGUGCUUCCAUCCGUUGGUCGUUACUAACAACACCAACGUGCCGGACACUAACUACAUGUGGGAGGAGUACAAGGACAAACCGUUACAGAUCGCCUGCCGGCUGGUGCGGGGUGAGGUGUGCGCCCGGUACUCCUAUCGCUACAAUGGCGCAAUUGAGAACAUAACCUACAUGUGCGCCAAACUGAACGUCGAUAACGAGUCGUCCACGUCGAGCAGCUGCUACAAGGAGGACCGCCAGGGCCGGGAGAUCGAGGUGUGUGUGUGCGAAUCGGCCGCCGGACGUACGCCGUGCAAUCGGGGUGCGAUGGCGCUGGCCGACGGGGCCCCGGUGGUACCGAUGAUGCUGGCGCUGGCCGUAAUGCAAUUGCUUCUAAUAAAGUGCCUACAGCUACGGUAA